CGGUCACGUGACGGGCGUAGCCAAUCAGCGCCGGCCCUGUCUCCGCGUUCGGCCGGGACGCCGGCGGCGGGCGGGGCUGGCGGGCCCGGCCUGGCUGUUGAGGAGGGCUGGGCGGCGGCGGGAAGGGCAGGCAUGGGUUGGAAGUGGAGUCUCUCCCUGGACCUGACGACAACCAGCAUCAUGCAGUUACUAACUGCUCUUCCCUCACCUAUUGAUGCCUCCCAGGAAAAAACGCUGCCAAAUUUCCCAGAAACCCCAGCUGCUAUUCUACCAACAACCACUGGAGGGCCCCAAACACUGCUAUGAGUCUCCCCAGCUUCCUAUCACCCACACUAGACAGGUGCCCAGGAAGCCCGUUGACCACAGCACCAUCACUUCCUGGGUAUCACCUCAGUUUGAUACAACAGCAGAAAGCUGGUUCCCAGUCAAUCGGAAACAUCAUCACCGAGACCAGGCAAGGCGUUCAAGUCGAAAAUCUACCAGCUCCAAGUUUCCACACCUAACAUUUGAGAGUCCACAGUCUUCUGCCAGCUCAGCCAGACCUGGGAUCCCCCUAAUCAGGGACUGCCCCAGUCAACCAGAAAAGGACAUUUCUGGAAGGCCCUUGGUUCCCAUGCUUAGCCCCCAAAGCUGCGGGGAGCUGUCAGCACAUGCACUUCAGAACUUCCCUUAUGUGUUCAUUCCACCGGAUAUCCAGAGCCCAGAGUCCUCAGGGCAGGGAGGGCCCAUUCCCUCGGAGCAGAGGGAAAACAGCCUUCCCAGCUGCUCCCUUCACACGAGCACGCCCAAGAGCCCAGAGCCCGGGCCUGUUUUGGUUAAAGACACUCCUGAGGACAAGUACGGGAUAAAGGUCACGUGGAGGAGGCGACGACACCUGUUCACUUACCUCAGGGAGAGGGGGAAGCUGAGUAGAAGCCAGUUCCUUGUGAAAAACUGACUGGGUUUCUCGGACAUCCAUGGUCUCAAGAAAUUGAUUGCUGGAGUCAAAAGGGAAUUGAAUUCCCAGAUUUUCUUUUUAAAAUAUCUUGUGUCAUAAACAGUUUUUAGUGUCAUCAACAGUUCACUUCGUAUUUUCCUUGUAUUAGCUGUUUAAAAUUUUUAAAUAUCUUAUAACUGUUUAAAAAGUCUGUAAAUAAAUAAAUGGCUGCAGAAAGUUUUUAGAGAACCCUGCUUCUGUCACUAAUACAGCAGUACUGCCCCCUCUACAAAUGGUCUUUCUUAAUUGUUCCCUUUAACCACUACUUAUUCAUCCUUUUAAACGCCUCAUUCCAACUAAUUCAUUCCACAUGUCUGAGUACCGACUCAGUGACCGCUUCCUCUGUGACCAGAUGCAUGGAAAAACUCGAAGCAAACUGUGACUUUUAAUAGUUGAGCUGCUGUCUCUGCAAUCUUGGCUCAUCUGCUGAGAUGGCUGGAUGAAGAAAGGGCAGCAAGCUUGUUUUAAUGAGUCAGUGGUACCAGGGGAGAUAAAGGGGACAUAGUUAAGUUACUUAGGGUUACUAUGUUUUCAUUUUUUGUUUCCAACUGUAGUAAUCUAUAAAUAUUAAAUAGG
Balaenoptera ricei (Rice's whale) is the source of this 1552-nucleotide messenger RNA. It is a transcript of the gene RHNO1, whose product is annotated as RAD9-HUS1-RAD1 interacting nuclear orphan 1. NCBI's taxonomy places the organism in Eukaryota, Metazoa, Chordata, Mammalia, Artiodactyla, Balaenopteridae. Gene Ontology annotation, biological process: recombinational repair; cellular response to ionizing radiation; DNA damage checkpoint signaling. Gene Ontology annotation, cellular component: nucleus; chromosome. The transcript has 3 exons. The coding region runs from base 215 to 937 and encodes 240 amino acids. The record is from RefSeq and is a predicted model, not a curated record.